ACCGGCAGUGACAGUUGGGAACGACGUCCGUGUUGCGCGGACGCAUGAUAAACACAGUGUGAAUUAUUUAAAACAAAAUGGAAUGGUAUACUACGGAAUCAGGGAAAUACCGUGUGGAGUCCCUGUCAGCUAAAACAUCCCCUGGUGCAUUAAAAGUAAUAAAAGAAGCAUUCUGCCAAGACGAAGCAGUGUCUAUAGGAGCUGAAGUAAACAAAGAUCCAGAGGCUCAAGAAGAGUUGUUAGAACUAUGUGCAGAUGCUGCUUUAGAUGGCGUGUCGCUGGUAGCUGUAGAAGUCAGUACUGGAGAUGUUGUGGCUGCAGCUUUUAAUAAACUACAGGUUCAGUCUUCCGACUCCACGGAGAAAACGUUUUUCGACGUAUUUGUGGAAGAGCGAUGUAACCGGCCCUCGUCUAAGUCGCUAAUACAGUUCAUGAGCAACGUUGAUGCCAGAUGCAAUUUAUUUGAGAAAUACCAGACAGAUUGUAGCUUAGAGAUAAUGUUUCUAGCUACUCUUCGGGAGCACAGAAAUCAAAACCUUGGAACAAUCCUUUGCAAACUAUCAGUUGAUCUAGCGAAGAGACUAAAAAACGGCCCGGUCUCCAAAAUUACUUUAAAUGAUUUAGGAUCUAAGUAUUCUCAUAUGAAACCACGUGAAGUAACAAAUAAAGUACCAAAGAUUUGCCGAGCCAUAUGGACUGGGGAGUUCACGCAAAAAAUCGGAGCGAGACUAGGGUUCAACGUCGAAGUGAAAGCCCUAAUGAGUGAGUUCAGCCAUAAUGGGAAAACGUACGCCGAUCGACUGGGUAAUCAGGCUGCUUAUUCAGAAGUUGUAUCCUUAGUUUUAGAUUAGGUUUAGGUAAGUCUUGAACUUUAGAUGGUAGUCUUUAAUAGGUGUGUAGUUAGGUAGACGUUAUAAGUAACAGACGCGGGACGUUUUUGUUAUUUUUCCGAUAUACUUUGUUAUUAUAAGGCCGAAAUUGUAAAUCUCUGACGUACAUAAUCUGUCUGUACUUUCUAUGAUUCUUGGUACUUACAAGGCUAUUUGGAUUUAUCUUAUUUAAGUAAAA
Leguminivora glycinivorella is the source of this 1068-nucleotide messenger RNA. RefSeq lists its product as uncharacterized. The transcript is spliced from 5 exons. Bases 78 to 851 code for a protein of 257 amino acids. Gene Ontology annotation, molecular function: N-acetyltransferase activity. The record is from RefSeq and is a predicted model, not a curated record. NCBI's taxonomy places the organism in Eukaryota, Metazoa, Arthropoda, Insecta, Lepidoptera, Tortricidae.